Molecule: messenger RNA, 3464 nt
Organism: Melospiza georgiana
Lineage: Eukaryota; Metazoa; Chordata; Aves; Passeriformes; Passerellidae
Gene: ZBTB14
Product: zinc finger and BTB domain containing 14
Exons: 3
Coding region: 126-1472 (448 amino acids)
Biological process (GO): regulation of transcription by RNA polymerase II
Cellular component (GO): nucleus
Molecular function (GO): RNA polymerase II cis-regulatory region sequence-specific DNA binding; DNA-binding transcription factor activity, RNA polymerase II-specific; protein binding
Source: RefSeq, a predicted model, not a curated record
GCGGCGGCCCCCCCGCGCCCCCCGGGAAGCGCGGCUCCGCGCGCGCGGGCGGGCGGCAGGCUGAAGGUGGCCCAUUCUGAGAUUAAUUUAAUAAUCAUUUGCUUAGAAAACUUCCCGCGUUGUUCAUGGAGUUUUUCAUCAGUAUGUCUGAAACCAUUAAAUAUAAUGACGACGAUCACAAAACUGUGUUCCUGAAAACAUUGAAUGAACAACGUUUGGAAGGAGAGUUUUGUGACAUCGCUAUUGUGGUUGAAGAUGUUAAGUUCAGAGCCCAUAGGUGCGUGCUUGCUGCCUGCAGUACCUACUUCAAAAAGCUUUUCAAAAAACUUGAAGUUGAUAGUUCAUCAGUAAUAGAAAUAGAUUUUCUUCGUUCUGAUAUUUUUGAGGAAGUUCUCAAUUACAUGUAUACUGCAAAGAUUUCUGUUAAAAAAGAGGAUGUAAACUUGAUGAUGUCUUCAGGCCAGAUCCUUGGUAUUCGGUUUCUUGACAAACUCUGCUCUCAAAAACGUGAUGUAUCUAGUCCUGAAGAAAACACACAGUCCAAGAGCAAGUACUGUCUAAAAAUGAACCGUUCUAUUGGGGAACCCAAUGAUACCCAAGAUGAUGAGGUGGAAGAGAUUGGAGAUCAUGAUGACAGUCCAUCAGAUGUGACAGUAGAAGGCACUCCCCCAAGUCAGGAAGAUGGUAAAUCACCAACCACUACUCUGAGAGUGCAAGAGGCAAUUCUGAAAGAGCUGGGAAGUGAAGAGGUUAGAAAAGUAAACUGCUAUGGCCAAGAAGUAGAACCUAUGGAAACAACGGAAUCUAAAGACUUAGGAUCUCAGACCCCUCAGGCACUCACAUUUAAUGAUGGCAUAAGUGAAGUGAAAGAUGAGCAGACACCAGGAUGGACCACAGCAGCCGGGGAUAUGAAGUUUGAGUACUUGCUUUACGGUCACAGGGAACACAUUGUAUGUCAGGCUUGUGGCAAGACCUUUUCCGAUGAAGCGCGUUUGAGAAAACAUGAAAAACUACACACUGCAGACAGACCAUUUGUUUGUGAAAUGUGUACAAAGGGCUUCACCACGCAGGCUCAUUUGAAAGAACACUUGAAAAUACACACGGGUUACAAGCCUUACAGUUGUGAAGUGUGUGGGAAGUCUUUUAUUCGUGCACCAGAUCUAAAAAAGCAUGAAAGAGUUCACAGUAAUGAGAGGCCAUUUGCAUGCCAUAUGUGUGAUAAAGCUUUCAAGCACAAGUCCCACCUCAAAGACCACGAAAGAAGGCACCGAGGAGAGAAACCUUUUGUCUGCAGUUCCUGCACUAAAGCAUUUGCUAAGGCAUCUGACCUAAAAAGGCACGAGAACAAUAUGCACAGUGAAAGAAAGCAAGUUACAGCAGCCAAUUCCAUCCAGAGUGAAACAGAACAGUUGCAGGCGGCAGCCAUGGCUGCUGAAGCAGAGCAACAAUUAGAAACUAUAGCCUGUAGUUAAAAACUAAAGUAGGAACUUUAUCAGAAAUAAUAUAAGAAAUUAAAUGGAGCAAAAUCUGUUGUUGAUAUACAUUUAGACUGAGAAUCUUUUCAAGAAAGCAUAUUUUUAGAGGAUUUGAAUGUUACAUAGGAAUACAUAGCUUCGCUUGGUUAGGUAUGUUAAAACAUUUCAGAGAUGGAUGUUCUCAGAAUGUGAAACAGUUUUGUUGUCACUAGCAGUAUAAUGCACUAAUAACUGCUUUAAUUUGAGAAUGUGAUCAAGUUCUCUGUAGCAGGGAUCAUCACUGGCCGAUACUUUCCUUUAUCCAGUAUGGAAUACUGAAUACGAUGUAAACAUUGCAAUCAGUGAGAAUCAGUGACUUAUGCUUGAAAACGCUGAGAUCUCAAAAAUCACAAACAUGGAAAGAAGUUAUUUGGUUUUCAUAAUUCUUAGGCGUUGUACCUACAAUUUUUAUGAGAAGCAUACACUGAAUCCCUAAGCUUUUUAAUUCUGCCUUUUUUCACCUAAUGUAGGAUGGUACAAGAGAGUGUAAAGGAGGAUGGUAAUCAAAAUGAAAUUGCUUCUUAUUCCAUUCCCUCAGAUAUCCUCCUAUUUUUAUAAAGGUGGCAAGUUUUAAUGAAUUACUUGCAUUAUUGAAAAAACUGCAUUAUUCACAGGGAUUCUGGCUGGCAAAGCAGAAGUGUCAUGGCAUUCACCAGUCCCUUCUGUGGGCAAAAAUGUCUGCCUCAUUUGUUUUUAUAUUCACUUUUAUACAGGGCCCCAGAGGUGGGAUUGGGCCACAAAGGAAAAAGGGUGGAGCAUGGAGGAGACAUGCUCCUUACUCAAACCCAGUAAAAAUCAGUAAAAGCUAAUACAGCCUGAGAUGGUUUUUUUAUUAUGCAACUUCAGGUCACCUAACCUAGCACAGUGAAGGCAGAGGAGUAUCUGCAGGAGCAGGUGACCAGGUGUCACUGCCAGACUCCUGAAGCUGCAGCCAAGGGUGUCACAUACCUGCCCGCAGGCUCAGCUGGGGUUUGUGUCGUGGCUGAUCAUACAGCUCAUAGGUCCUGUUCAAGUUUAAAAGCUUCCACCUUUUGACAUGCCACCCCUCAUCAAGAGGGGGACUUCAGUGAGUGAGUUCUGUCAGAAUUGAUCCUGGGUGAGUGUUCACUAUUCGUCAGUUGCUUAGUCUAUUUUGUUUUUAACCAGCUGGGGUACAUGCUGAUAACAAUAGUUAACUCACAGAGUCAAGAAAAUAAGUGGUCUUUGGAUUGCAGUCUGCUACUUGUGGUCAUCAAGAGAAGACACAGUAACAGCAGCAAUGCAAUCCAAAGGUAUAUCAACCCUUUAUUUUAAAUUUGUAAAUAAUACAGCUGUUGUGAAAACUUCAUUUGAAGUUGGAAUGGGCAAAAAACACACUCGGGCACGUGGUUGGUAACAUUGGUCACUUGCGAUAACUAUAGCAUAUCAAAGUGUUAGACCAGUUUCUGAUAAGUUACUGUGUGGUAGAUCACAUCUUGCUUUUCUAAAUAGAAAUUUAAAAUAGUGGUUUUGGAACUGUUAUAUGGAACUUCAGUUACUGAGGGGUUUUUAUUUGGUCUAGGUUUUUUUUUUUACAGCUUUGUUUUAUUCAUGUAUUCAUCAGGUUAAGCAGUUAUCUUUAAAUGCCAGUAAUUGUUCAAACGCUGGUCUGUAAAUAAAACAUGACCUUAAUAUUUUAGAAAAUGUAAACUUUGGACCUUUACCAAUAUAUUUUUUUAAAAUGUUGCUUCAUUUUACAUUCAGUAAUAUUAGUUUGUAAACAAACUAUACAUUUUGUACCUGUGCAACAUCAGAGGAUGUGUAUUCAUUGCAUUUUAUUGGUUCUCUUGAGGAACAUGAUAAAUGACCAUUGUUAAAAUGUUUUACUGUAUAUGAUCAUAGAUAUAAAGAUAGUAGGUCCAAAAUAGGAUCUACUUUUUUUUUCUAAAUAUAUUCGUCUUGCUAUGUUUUCUUAUCUGAAAUUGUGUGCAC